AUUCAGUAGCGCCUCUACCGUCACUCAGUUGAUAUAUCUGUGUAGUUGAGAACACGUGCAGAAUCAUGCCUAAUAUAAAAGUUUUCAGCGGUAAUUCGCAUCCUGAUUUGGCAGUCAGAAUUGCUGAUAGACUUGGAAUCGAACUUGGAAAAGUCACCUCGAAGAAAUUCAGCAAUCAGGAAACUAGUGUUGAAAUAGGAGAGUCAGUUCGAGGUGAAGAUGUCUAUAUAGUUCAAUCAGGAUGCGGAGAAGUAAACGAUAACCUCAUGGAGUUGUUAAUUAUGAUAAACGCUUGUAAAAUUGCUUCGGCUGCUCGCGUUACAGCAGUUCUUCCAUGUUAUCCCUACGCCAGACAAGAUAAAAAAGAUAAAAGUCGAGCUCCAAUAUCAGCUAAACUCGUUGCCAACAUGUUAUCUGUCGCAGGGGCCGAUCAUAUUAUAACUAUGGAUUUGCAUGCUUCUCAAAUUCAAGGUUUUUUUGAUAUACCCGUUGAUAACCUCUACGCCGAACCUGCAGUUCUUAAGUGGAUCAGAGAAAAUAUUAUCGAAUGGAAAAACUGUACUAUCGUUUCGCCCGAUGCUGGUGGUGCUAAAAGGGUGACGUCUAUCGCCGACCGCUUAGGAGUCGAAUUCGCUUUGAUUCAUAAAGAGCGUAAGAAGGCCAAUGAAGUAUCGUCUAUGGUUUUAGUCGGGGACGUUAAGGACAGGAUAGCCAUAUUGGUCGAUGAUAUGGCUGAUACCUGCGGAACAAUCUGCCAUGCGGCGGAAAAGUUGCAAGAAGCCGGAGCCACAAAAGUUUACGCCAUUUGCACGCACGGUAUAUUCUCCGGGCCGGCAAGCAACAGAAUUAAUGAAUCGCUAUUCGAGGCUGUGGUAGUAACGAACACGAUUCCUCAGGAAGAGAAGAUGAAGAAAUCGCCAAAGAUUAGGUGUGUUGACGUCUCGAUGAUGUUAGCGGAAGCUAUAAGAAGAACUCAUAAUGGUGAGUCAGUUUCAUAUUUGUUCAGCAAUGUACCAAUGUAA
Dimorphilus gyrociliatus is the source of this 1022-nucleotide messenger RNA. The record is from the annotation of a GenBank genome assembly. Lineage: Eukaryota; Metazoa; Annelida; Polychaeta; Dinophilidae.